Molecule: messenger RNA, 1013 nt
Organism: Oppia nitens
Lineage: Eukaryota; Metazoa; Arthropoda; Arachnida; Sarcoptiformes; Oppiidae
Product: gamma-glutamyl hydrolase B-like
Biological process (GO): tetrahydrofolylpolyglutamate metabolic process
Cellular component (GO): vacuole
Molecular function (GO): gamma-glutamyl-peptidase activity
Source: RefSeq, a predicted model, not a curated record
UAUUGUUGUCAAAAAUUGAAAUUWAUUUYUGUGUUAACAAAAUUUAAAAUCAUUUUUCAAUCAUGCGGUUCCUAUACAURACUGYRCUAAUUAGUGUGGCUUUCCAUCAUAUUAAUCACUGUGAAGCCAUGAAUAACCGACCAUUAAUUGGUAUAUUAACACAGGAGUACUGGAAAGAGYCAACACUWACCCAUUCGUAUAUAGCGGCCAGUUAUGUCAAAUAUAUAGAAAGUGCCGGUGCUAGAGUGGUACCCAUACUAAUCAAYCAAACAGAAACUUAUUACAGAAAAGUUUAUAAGAUAACAAACGGUCUGUUACUGCCUGGCGGUGGACAGGACUUACAUACGUCGGGAUAUGCAAAAGCUGGUCGUCUGUUAUGGCAAUUAUCACAGAAAGACUCAACSCGUCGGUACCCGAUUUGGGCUACUUGUCUGGGAUUUGAGUUUAUCGGUAUAUUAUAUGGCGCCGAACUGAGCACCUGUAGUGCCAAAGAUGUCAACUUUGGUCUCGACCUGAGACCUGACUAUAAAACCAGUCGUCUUUUUAGUCGGGCUGAGCCGUCAAUUAUCAAAAUUGUCGAGUCAGGAGAAGCYGUCACAUAUAAUGAACAUCAGAAAUGUAUAGAUGAGACAACAUUUGAGUCAUCUAAGCUCAGGGAUCAUUUUAGGAUUAUAUCGACAAACAAGGAURUAAAGGACAARCCGUUUAUAUCGACAAUGGAGUCGACAAAUACCGAUUUUCCCAUAUAUGGUGUCCAAUGGCAUCCGGAGAAGAAUCAGUUUGAGUUCGUCCACAACAACAAGUGGAAGGGCGGUCCUCAUCAGUUCAAUGCCAUACAGUUGAGCCAAUAUAUGGCCAAYUUUUUUGUCAACGAAUCCAGAUAUACGACAAGUCAAGCUAUUGAAGAAAAAUCGUUAAAAGAUUUAUUGAUMUAUAAUUAUCAACCCUUAUAUACCGGUGCUCAGGAUGACUACUAUUAUGAACAAAUCUAUUUGUAAUAUGACACAAAUUCA